Molecule: messenger RNA, 2486 nt
Organism: Stylophora pistillata
Lineage: Eukaryota; Metazoa; Cnidaria; Anthozoa; Scleractinia; Pocilloporidae
Product: 52 kDa repressor of the inhibitor of the protein kinase
Molecular function (GO): protein dimerization activity
Source: RefSeq, a predicted model, not a curated record
CUGAAGAUAAUGAAGGUAUUAAUGAAGAAAGUGCUCCUCCUAACAAGCAGCCAAGAAUCAGCAACCCUGACGAUCAGGCUGGAGGGUCUGGGAUCGAAGAUGUAGCUGCAAAAUGUCCUGUGCCUACCACUUCUGGUUCAACCACAGGCACAAAGAUUGAUUUGGGAACUGUUGUCAAAGAUGCUGCAGGCUCUUGGGAUGUUUUGAGGCGAUUAUCGCACGAAAUUACAGAUGAAAAAAGAAUGCAAUACCUUACAUUACACUGCAAACCUUCUGAGUCUGAUAUACUUCAUUCUCAUCAAGUUACCAAAGGAAAGAAGACAUGGAAAGUUUCUUUUCAAUCGAAAUGGCUGAAACAGUUCCCAUGGCUUUGCUACAGCUACAUACUUGAAGGUGGGAUUUGUAGUCACUGUAUCUUAUUUCCUAACAAAGUUACCAAGGGUACAACACCACGUGUAUUGGUCACAGUACCGUACCAGAAAUCUUACACUAAGGCACUUGGCAAGGAUGGCAUCCUCAACUGUCAUGAGCAAUCUGCGAUGCAUAGAUACGCAACUGAACAGGCAGACCUCUUCAAACAAACUUUUCAGAAUCCUGAGAGGUAUAGAGUAGAUUCCCAGCUGGCGACGGCCGAAGCCAAUCAAGCCACAGAGAACAAAGAAAUUCUACGACAGAUUGUUCUAGCUGUUGAGUUUCUAGCAAAGCAGAGUCUGUCCUUUAGAGGACAUCGUGAUGAUCGUGUCGAUUUUUCAAGUUAUGAAACUAACAGAGGAAACUUUGUUGCUCUACUUCAAUUACUUGCGAAAGGAAACGAGCCUCUUCAGAAGCACCUCAUGUCAGCAAGCCGACAAGCAAGAUAUACCAGCAAAACUAUUCAGAAUGAGGUCAUUCACGUGUAUUCAUCAAAAAUUAAGGAAAGGCUGACAGCAGAGCUGAGGGACAAGGGCCUCCCUUUCACGAUUAUAGCAGAUGAGGGUACAGAUCCACACUCAAACCAGGAGAUCUUAUCUUUAUGCCUGAGGUUUGUGGACCAGUCUUCGCCAAACGAUCCUCAUGUCAAAGAAUGCCUGAUUAGUUUUAUGCACUUACAACGAACAAAUUCCACCAUGAUUUCAAGGAAGAUUUUGGAAUCUCUCUCUGAUCCAUCUGUUUCUUUGGAUCCUAGCAACAUCCGUGGUCAGGCAUAUGAUGGAGCUUCUGUUAUGUCAAGUGGAAAGGAAGGAGUGCAGGCUAAGAUAAAAGAGUUCAGUCCGUUGGCUCUUUUCACGCACUGCUAUGCUCACUGCCUAAACCUCUCCAUCGCAGCAACAUGCAAACUGGCAGAAGUGCGAAAUUUGAUAGGUCUGAUUAACGAAGCAUAUCUUUUUUUAAAUAACAGCCCGAAGCGACAGCAGCUGUUUGAGUUGACACUGAAAGAAUACCUUCCUGAGAAUUCUCACAGCAAGCUUCCAGGUCUAUGCAAGACACGCUGGGUGGAAAGGCACACAUGUCUAGAUGUUUUUCUUGAAAUGUAUGAGAUUCUUCUCACAUUUCUUGAUGCUAUUGUUGCCCCCCACGAAUACCCGAAUUUAAAAUCAUCUACUGGAAGCUGGAACUGGGACAAGGAUACCAUCACAAAAGCCCAGGGACUGAAAGCCUCUUUGUCGUCAUUUCAGACAGUAGUGGUUUUCAUUACAACCAAGAAUAUUCUUGAUGAAGUCAAAGCUCUUGCAUCAAAGCUGCAGAAACGGGACCAAGAUAUUUAUGAAGCAUACAUGAUGGUUGAUGAAGUAAUUGGAAACAUCAAGUCUGCUAGAAAAAACAUUGACAGCGACUUUAAAGUGUGGUACACAGAAGUAUUAAACCUUGCCGAGAAACUGGGAAUCGUGGAAGCCGUACCCAGGAAGACAAGCAUACAGAGGAACCGCUCAAACAUUCCCAGCUCUAGUCCAAUUGAUCAUUAUAAAAAAUCUGUGGCUAUUCCCCUCCUUCAUUCCUUGAUUAGUCAAAUGGAAGACCGGUUUUCUGUCGAAGACCGCCACGCACGCCACUUGCUUUAUCUUGUUCCCUCAAUCAUAGUUCAAAACACCAUGGAGCUAUCUGAAGCAACAAAAGGCAUGCUGUUCUGGGAGAAUGACCUUCCUUUUCCCAAAUCCCUUGGGAAUGAGCUGCGAAGAUGGCAAACUCUGUGGCAGUCAACAGAGAAGGACCUCCCAAACAAUCUUUUAUUGGCACUUGGCGCGUGUGACGAGGAUGCUUUUCCAAACAUCCAUCGUCUUCUACUCAUCGCAUGCACCCUACCAAUCAGUAGUGCGGAAGCUGAGCGGUCCUUUUCGCUCAUGAAACGGAUCAAGACCUGCACCAGAUCAACGAUGUCUGAAGAGCGCUUCUCAGACCUUGCUGUAAUUGCGAUGCAUUACCCUGAGAGAUUCGAGGUAGACGAGAUCUGCGAGGCUUUUGUAAAAGCCCAUCCAAGAAGACUUUUUCAGGCUUCGUUGUUUGAUUAA